Messenger RNA from Trachemys scripta elegans, 8435 nucleotides. It is a transcript of the gene GAS2L2, whose product is annotated as growth arrest specific 2 like 2. Gene Ontology annotation, biological process: protein localization to microtubule plus-end; regulation of microtubule polymerization or depolymerization; microtubule bundle formation. Bases 647 to 3811 code for a protein of 1054 amino acids. The record is from RefSeq and is a predicted model, not a curated record. The transcript is spliced from 6 exons. Gene Ontology annotation, molecular function: cytoskeletal adaptor activity; actin filament binding; microtubule binding. Gene Ontology annotation, cellular component: actin filament; stress fiber; cytoplasm. NCBI's taxonomy places the organism in Eukaryota, Metazoa, Chordata, Testudines, Emydidae.
GAGAACAGCACUUGGGGAAAGGAAACAAAACACUGGGCCUGUCCAGGAGGGGCGAUUUCCCGUUUAAAUCGACUCCAGCUCCAAGCUACCCCUCGGGGGAAGGAGAGAGGCUUCUGACGUUCCCAGGGAGGUGAGGGACAGGCAGCAGGAGCGCUGGGUGAAGCCAAAACGCCCCUGCUCCUUGUUGAAGAAAGAGGGCGAGCGUUCAGGGGGAAAGGUCAGUUCCCCGCACAGGAAUGUGUGUCCCCUCGCAAUGGGGCGAGACUGCAGGCAUUCUCCCAGGGGGCUGGAGCAGCAAGGAAUGAGGCGUGAGGACAACACCUUCCAGUGGAGGGCUUGGAGCGUCUGCGUGUGGGCUGGAUGGAGGAACUUGCUCUCCCUGAAGGAAUGCAAUUGCGAUGGCUAGGGGACCAAGUGGAGCUUUGCCACCCGUGAACUUGCCGCUCCUCAGGAGGGGAGAAAUAUUGUGACUUUUUCCGCCUAGAUCAGGAGUGCCCUUUGAACGCUGCAGUUUGGCAAGAGUCGGGGCGAUGGGGGGACCAGGAACAGGACCCUGAGAACCUGCUCUGGGGACGGAGACGUGGCAACUCACCAUACCUGGGUAAGUCUGGAACCAAACCAAGGGGUUGAUGAUUCAGUGUCCUGCAUGGAAACCUUCGAUGCCCCUUCUCUGUCUCCCUUUAGCCCCACAUCUCAUGGCAAGAUGGCUGGGAUUCAGGGGGCCACGGUGCAGAGCAUCCGGCCCUACAAGUCCAGCGAGCAGUAUCUCUACGCCAUGAAGGAGGACCUGGCCGAGUGGCUCAAGGAACUCUAUGACUUGGAAGUCAACGUUGGGUCCCUCCUGGAGGUGCUGGAGACGGGCUCCAUGCUGUGCUACCAUGCCAACAACAUCACCCACGUGGCCGGAGAGUUCUCCCGGGACUAUCCGGGCCUGGCCCACAAGCUCCAGCUGCCCAGAUAUGGGGUGACGUGUAAUGACUCUGCCCAGCCAGGGACCUUCCAGGCCAGGGAUAACGUGUCUAACUUCAUCCAGUGGUGCAGGAAGGAGAUGGAUAUUAAAGAGGUGCUGAUGUUUGAGACGGAGGACCUAGUGCUGAGGAAGAACGAGAAGAACUUUGUGCUGUGCCUGCUGGAGGUGGCCCGCCGGGCCUCUCGCUUCGGGAUGAGUGCUCCCACCCUGAUCCAAAUGGAGGAGGAGAUCGAGGAGGAGAUCCGAGAGGAGAUGGACCUGCCCCCUGAGGAUACCCCACUUCCCAAGCCGCAGAGGAAGCCUUGUGACUUCAAGAACCUGGACCAGAUGGUCCAACACCUGGUGAGCCGGUGCACGUGCCCAGUCCAGUUCUCCAUGAUCAAGGUGUCUGAAGGAAAAUACCGCGUGGGCGAUUCCAACACCCUUAUUUUUGUCAGGAUCCUCCGGAAUCAUGUCAUGGUGCGGGUUGGAGGUGGCUGGGACACGCUGGAGCAUUAUCUGGAUAAGCAUGAUCCCUGCCGGUGCACCUCGCUGUCUCACAAGCAGGCUGUCAAGCUGACAAGCCCUCAAAGGCUGCAGGCAAUACAGGUGCAGCACGAGAUCAAGGUCUGCCCGACACCCAGGACAGACAACCCAAAGAAGCCCCAGCCCACCCUGAUCGUGAGCAGGUCCCAAAGCCCACUGCCCCCAGUGGAGUGGAGGACCUACACCCCACAGAGUCUCAGCACCAGCCGGAAGCUUCGUUCAUCGGCAUCGCCAGAGAGCACCAGGUUCAGGCCCCCGCGGGAGCAGUCAGAACCCAGGAGGGUCCCUUCGGCCAGGGCAACAGAGCGGUCUGCUACUCCUUCGCGGAGGCAGCUGUUUGCUGAAGAAAGAUCUGCUACCCACCAGAACUCCUCCAUCCAGAGCGGGAGGGAUAAGCUGUGUGUUUCUAUGUCCUCCCUGACAUCGCAGCUGACUGGAAGCGAGGAGGAUGGUUCUGGCGCCUCGGAAGCUCUCCCAGAGCCCCAGAGAGGGCGACAGACUAGUAGAAUCCCUGGGAUGAAUCAGAAGGACCCAGCUAGGUUUGUGCAAGCCAGGUGUACAGAGUCCAGGCCUCAGAUGACAGUGUCAAAGGACAGAACAGCUCAGUUGCCAAGGAGCGCCCAGUAUGGAGUCAAACCCGUUCCACAGGCUCACAAGCCUGAGGAAUCAGGGGUCAAGACCUUUCCUGGGAUGGUUCGUUCCUCCAGCCCAAUGAAACCCCUUCAUCUCUCCCCACAACGGGAUUCCAAGGGAGCUGCACAGAGCCACAACGCUGCACAUGGCUGGGGGGAUGCUGGGGUUGUGAGGCCAUCCUCCCCAGUUAAACACAUGGGCCAGACUCCAAAACAGGAAAGUAGCACUAAGAUCCCAGUCAAAGCCGGCCCCGCCUUCAGCAGGCCCCCAACCCCUGUUCAGAGCUACCAGGGGGAGCCCCGCCUCCGAAAUGGGUGGAAAGUCCCUGCCGGUGAAAUGGCAAAAGCCCCGGCUCUCUCAAAGAGCAAAGUCGUGUCCGGGGCUGAGGAUGGCUUUCAGGGGCACAGACAUUGCAGUGGGGCAGUCAAGCCAGAGACAUUGAUGACCAACCUUCCCACUAGCCUAAAAGACAGACUCGGCCAGUCAGCUCCAGCAGGGAAGGACAAGGGUCCAAACACCAGACUGGUGCAGGAGGUAGAGCCAGGAAACACCAAUGACAGCAGCAGGAGUGGUGGCGAUCCAAUAGGCUGCAGAGAGGAGAGGGAACGUGUGUAUACACCUUUGCCCAUCAACCCGGCCCAGGAGCGGGCGCUAUACAGGAGCCUAGAAGAUGAGAUCUUAUCCAACAUAAAGGUUCUAGAGGCUGAUUCUGAUGAAAGCCACUGCCCUGAGGGGAACCAGCUGGACGAUUUUGCCCUGGACUGCAGCAUAGCGAGCGUCGCCACCGCCAGUGACAUAAGUAGGCUCAGGUCCUCCACGCCCUCCCUGUCUUCCUUGACAAGUGCCAGGCAGACCUUGCCAUGUGGCGAGGGUGUGCCUCGGAGUGGCGUCUAUGUGCCCAGCGGAGAGGCAAAAUGGCACCCGGCUGGAUUCCGCUAUGGUGAUGUGAUCGACGAACUGUCCCAGGGGCACAACACACUCCACCCAGUGGACGUGGAGAACUGGAUCGCCAAGAUGCCACCCAAGGGGGCUGUGAGGGUUUCCUCUCAGCCAAGUUCACCUCUGGUGAAUGGAAACCAGGUGGAAAAGAAGCUUCUGGAGCCAGAAGGGGCUUUGUUCCAGGAGAACGUGUCCAAUGAAACCAAAGGCAACUGGUCAAGGAGGCAGCCAUCUCUCACAAGCCAUGCAGGGUCGGCUGUAGUCAGUAGAAAUAGCAAAGCUUCUCAGGCAGCCUCUGAUGGCCCCAAGGCAUCUAUCAAUUCUCCAGCCUCUGUGGGUGGCCUUGAAAAGUCCAAACUGCCUCAAGGUAAGCCCAAAAGGUCCCUGAAGAAGCCCGAACGGGUGCCAUCCAUCUACAAGCUAAAACUACGCCCCAAAAUCCGCCCACGCAGGGACAACAGACCUGAGAAACGGCCAUCCAAAAUCCCCACUCCAGUGACCUAUCGACAGGCACAGAAAGCGGCCAGCGUCAAAGCCCAGGAGAAGGCCCACAGCUCAAAGCAUCAGACCCGGCCAACUCAGGACAACCUGGAUAACACAAGGCAGAACAGCACAGGAAAUGCUGGGUCCGAGGAAGAGGCUUGGCUUUCAGAACAUAGUAACUCCCCACAAGCUGGGAAGAAGACAGUCCUAGCAGAUACCAAAGUGUGGCUCACAGAAGAAGAUGAGGAAUCCUGGGUCUGAUGUCUUGCCUGCUGGUGCCAAUUUUGCCUCCCAGUCGUCAGUGUUUGUAGCUCUACGGGGAGCCACAUUCUUCUUCAACCCCAUUGGAGAAACGGGGUUAGAGAGGAGACUCCGGCCCAACAGAUGCGAAGCCAGUGAACUGAUGAAGUUGAAGUUCUCCCAAGUUCUCAGCUGAGUGGCUCAAAAAAGGGACCUGUUGAUUUGAGCCGAAGAAAUCUGACAUUUAUUUUGAAGGACAAGAAGGCAGAUUUUCAGAGAGGCCUCGACACGACCCUCAAAACCUGCAGGUACAAUUUUGUGCUCUCUCCUGGGUUUUGAACAUGCACUAACACUUCAAAGUGGAAAAUUGAGCCUGCAAUUUGGCAUGAGGCAUCUUUUGAAAACUUGGUCCCAAGUCUGGAACUAAGAACAGAACUUAGAACAAAGGGCGGAAACUGCUAACCUAAGAAAAGCUCUAAUAGUGUGAUUCAAUGAAAGCCAAAUUUUUUUUUUUUUUACCAGCAGAUGGAAAUGUAAAUAUUUUUACUGCGAAAGUACUAUCAGCAGGGGGAGAUGCCAGUGAUAUGUAUGAUCAUUUUCUCCUUGCCCCUGAGACCCACCCCAAAUCCAUUGUAAUAGUUUUCUUUGACAGAUGUACUUCCAAAUUCCCCUCUCAGUUAAUUUGAUGGAUUUCCAGGGAUGGUGUACUUGUGCAAUUGGGAGGAGAAUUUGGCCCAUAAAUUGCAAAUACAGAGGCCAAUUUAGCUCAUGCAGAGAGGAGAAAGAGCAUGGUCUCAUUGUUAGAGCAGGACUAUUGGGUUCAAAUAAUUAAAAAAAAAUCUCUUUGCCUCAGUUUCCCCAUCUGUAAAAUGGGGCUAAUAAUGCUUACCUCUGAAAGCACCAAGAAUCUUAAUGAAUAUUUGUAAAGCACUUUGAGAUCCUCAGGUGAAAGGCACAAGAGGAAGGUAAAAUAUUAUUAUUAUCGUCCUAGAUCCAUGAGUGAAUCUUGUAUUGAUCCCAGUGGGAAUCCCAAGUGCACUUGUAAGGCAAUAUAGAGCCCUGCUUUUGGAAAGGUUCCCCCAAGAUUGCUCUGCCUUUUAUAGGCAAUGGGCAACAUGCCACCCUCAUUCUGUUCACAAAAGUCUUGUUGAAUUCAAAGGGAGUUUUCUAAAACACUGGAAGUGGUAUAGCACGUGAAUUGUGUCAAAGUCCCUAAUCAGACCAUUUCCCCCUUUUUUUCAUGAAGUUACCGGGGCCAAAUCCUCAGCUGAUGGAAAUUUGAUUUACUUCAGCUCAGGAUCUGGGCCAUAGUUGCCUGCACGUAUUUUAAGCUUGUCAUUAUUAUUGUUAAACCAGUAGCCAUCAAUGCAUUGGAAAUAGGAAGUUACUUGAAAUGACAAAAGCUGUGUCGGAGCUACUUCCACAGCUGAAAGAAAUAUAAUAAUAGAUUCAGAUGGUGGGCUUGUUUUUAACCAACAUGCCGGCGCUAGAGAUGCCCUGUGAUAUCAGGAAAGAGACCUAUAGAGACCACCCAUAAUGUCUUGAUACCCAUGAAUGUUCUGUGUAGUUUAUGUGUGAAUUGUCUUUGUUGUUAUAACUCUUGAAAAUAGUUUUUGAGGUGAUUAUUAAUCAUGCUGCUUGUUCCAGUUAGCCAUUGUAUUCCUAAACCUUUGAUCACUGUAUGACUCUCAGUGUUUGUGCAAUUGAGACAUUCCUAAAACUCUUCUUCUGGUUCAGUAACUUCUGUUUCAAUGGGGAUAUGCAAAGAUUGAUCCAUUGAUAGCAAUGAUACCUAUAACCCAGGGAUGAUAUAGCUUACUAGGUGAACCCUUUGUUGCACUUUACGUGGGAUAAAUUGUUUCCAAACAACCUAUUUUUCCUUUGGAUCAUUAGAAAUCCCUAACUUUGGACCUACGGCUAGGCCUUCCAAGAGAGGAUUACAUAAGAACCAUGAGUUCAUAAAGACAAGAAUGCAAGAGUUUGCCUGGUCUCUGUUAAUGAGAGCGGGUGGGAAUUUUUCGCAUUUUUAGAAUGCUGAUUUCCAAAAAUUUGGAAUUUUUUUGCAAAAAAAUGUUCUGAAUUUUUUAAUUUAUGUUCACUAAAGGAGGCAGCAGGAAAUAGGUCAGGUCCAGGCAAUAGGCCAAGUCAGGUCCAGAUGUGGCCAGCUCCAUAUUUAAGAUUGUGGACGUGGGGGGAUGGCAAAUGAGGUCAGGAAUGCUGUUCAACCAUGUGCUGAGUGAUUUGAUUGGACAGCUCACCCAUGUUGUUUUUUCAGGUGGUCUCAGCAAGAUCUAGAUCUGAACUGUAUUCAGUGAGGGUGAAAGGAACAUUAAUAACCCUUUGCGCAGGUAAUACUAGGUGGAGCAGUGCUUCCAUCUCAAUGGACUAGAGAUUCAAUGAGAAUUUCAAUACACCCUCCACAAGAGUCUUAAGGCUGCAGGGCUGAAACUGACUUGAGCGAUGUGUCGGGGGCACCGUCUUCCACCCUAAUUGCAAUCGGUUGGUGUUGGGAUAUUUUACACUUUCCAUUACCCACACAGUUGCCACGUGUUCCAUUUUCAUUAUGUUCUGUUGUUGUAAUUAGAAACACAUUAACAACUCCACUGUGGGUAUGAGACGUGGUAUGGGAUCACUGAUUCUGAGAAUUACAGCGCUGGGUUAUGUUGCUUGAUUGCCCAAUUCAUCGGUUCCCCGCUAGAUGGUGGGUCUAAGAACAAGGGGAAGGAAUAUGGUGGCAGCCCAGUGAAAACAAAGACUAUGGAAGAGAGAAAGAGGCAUCACGGAGGGGAUCUCUCUGAACAUGAAAAAUCCUACCAGGCCCGUGAAAAUGUUCUUUCCCCAGCAGUCAGGAAAUAGGAUGAAUUUGAAGGAUCAGUGUUGUCAUUGCAUAUCUCGUCAAGCGUAUGUCACCCCUUAGCAACCUACAGCUAAAACCAAGCCCCCCCCUUUAAAGUGUAAUAAUGGAGACAAGAACCAGAUUAUGUCCUGGUGUGAGCAGGUACAAUGGGAAGGCACUGAGAAUUGUAUCAGUUUAAUGCCAGGGCUGUAUUUGUCCCUGGGAUAGGAACUGAGUAAUUUUCACUUAUGCCCAAAUAAAUCUGUUAGUCUUUAAGGUGCCACUGGGCUCCUUGUUGUUUUCAUGGAACAAGACUACAUGGCAAGAAGGAUCUUUUAAGAAUGAAAUGAAAUUAUUUAGCUGAUCAGCUAAACAUUCCCUUGGAGUGGUUUCUGUUAGUUUAUGACCAGGCCUCACGAGAUAGGUCAGUUGAAUACCUUGACAAACCUUGAAUACCAUCCAACCAUGUUGGAUGAGUGUCGUAAAUAUACAGAACCAACAAAAAUGGAGAAGUGCCAUCACAGACUUGUAUUUAAUUUAAAUGUAUUGGAUACAGAUUAAUUUCCUUAGUUCAGAACUACAAGCUCCUUGAUAAACGGUCUGAAAGUAGAGCUGGUUGGAAAAGUCAGGGUUCUUUUAACAGAAAAUGUUGAGACUUUGGUAAAAUAUUUCUGCUGAGACCCAAGACAUUUUGAUUGUGAAAUGCAUCUCCCAUGAAACACCACCCUCUCCCUUCUUGGAGAGGGUAGUUGGCACAUCCUGGAAGUCACAUGUUGGAGAUGCAUCAUGGGACACGAGUCUGACUGGGGAGCCUGGCCUCUAGAGAAUAGGAGUUUGAGACACCUGAAUUACAACUCCCACAAGGCACCAUGGCAUGGCAGCAUUUCACAAUAUUUUGUUUUUUAGAUUAAAUAUUACAAUUUUGGGGCAUUUAGGCAAAUCACAAUUUUCUGUGGAAAGCCAAUACUCUUUGCAAACAAUUUCAUUUAGUUGAAAAGCCAAUUUUCUGUUGAAAAACAGUUUGUGGAAAUUUUUCACGCAGCCCUCUCUGAAAGGGUUUUUCCCUAGUGUUGCUGUAGCUUCUGUAAUGUCUUUAGAAACAUGGAUUUGAAACUUUUAACAGUAAUUCUCCUCCAUGACUCAUCACCAAUCACACCCCUCCUCCUCUUUCAGGAAGGGUAAAACAGCUCUCUCUGCAGGGUUCAUUAUCAGGAGGCAAUUUAGUGAUUGUUUCAAGUGGCAGGAGAAUGAGGCAGUGAGAGAUUAGGAACCGAGGCGGAAGCAGAUGUGUGGAGAAAGCGUUGGAGCUCUGUGUCUUAUACCUGUUGGAAACUCAUUUUUCUGGAUUUAAAGCUUGAAGACAAGCUUCCCAUGAUACAGGGGGUCCUUCUUCAGGACUCUGUGUCUGACAGGCUAGCUGGAAGGGGCAUGGAUCCGGGGAGGUGGGUUAAUGUGGCAGUUAUCAGGAAAUACACAGCUCCAUUAUCAGGUCCCACUUGUUGCCAGCUGAAGAGGGCUUUAAAGGAGCUCAGACCUGCUCUGUGUUCAUAAGCCUCCAUGCAUUCAGUGGCGGCUGUGUGCAGCUAAAGAGACCCUUAUGAACAGAGCUAGCCCUCUAGAGAGCAGGAAAGCCAGCUGUGAAUAGGGAGGGCCGGGUAAGUGCAACACCUGAAAGGAGGAAUAGACAAACGGGGGAUGACAACUCUUUGGCAGGUUCUCUCAUCUGCUCAGGUGCUGGUUAAUCGAGCAUGGAGAUUCACUUGUAGAAAGAGAUGGUGAGCUGCCUGCAGGAAUGUGCUUGCCCUGAUG